Molecule: messenger RNA, 1347 nt
Organism: Salvia splendens (bonfire salvia)
Lineage: Eukaryota; Viridiplantae; Streptophyta; Magnoliopsida; Lamiales; Lamiaceae
Exons: 3
Coding region: 1-1347 (448 amino acids)
Molecular function (GO): nucleic acid binding
Source: RefSeq, a predicted model, not a curated record
AUGGAGAUGGAGCAAGAGAUGGAUGAAGAGAUGGAGCAUGAGCUGUUCGAACAGGAUCAGUUUCAAGAGCCAGAGGAUCAGUUUCAUGAGGCAGAGCCUCCACAAGAGGCAGAGUUUGGCCAAGGGCCGAGGGCCUGUCUAAGUUUGAGCAGCCAAGAGAAAAAUCUUAUUGUGCAGUUCCUUCAACAGCAAUGCCGUGCUGGAGCACUGCCACAUGGUUCACUCAUGGCAGCUGCAACAAAAUUCAGAGUGCAUCCAAGGACAGUCAGCUGCUUGUGGCGGAUAGCCACUCAUCAAAUUGAACAAGGCCAACCUGUUGUCAUGAAAGGCAAAGCAUCAGGUUAUACUAAGAAAAAAGGUCAAGUAAAUCUUGAUGAAGACAAGUUUAGACACUUGUCUAUGCUUGAGAGAUCCUCCAUUGGAAAACUUGCUAUUAAGAUGGAUGUUAGCAAGUCCACAGCUGGCAGAUGGGUGAAGGGAAACAAAAUCAGACCACAUACAAAUGCCAUCAAGCUUGCACUUACUGAUGUGAACAAAAUCACAAGAAUGAGAUGGAGUCUUAGUCAUAUUCAGCCAACCAUAUCUGAAGGAAAGCUAACCUAUCAUGCAAUGCACAACAUUGUUCACAUUGAUGAGAAAUGGUUCUACAUGACAAAGUCUUCAGACAGAUACUACCUGUUGCCAGAGGAGGAUGAACCUUACAGGUCUUGUAAGUCAAAAAGAUUCAUCACUAAAGUGAUGUUCAUGUGUGCUGUCAGUAGGCCAAUGUUUGGCAGUGAUGGGCAGCCCAUCUUUGAUGGUAAAAUAGGCAUAUUUCCAUUCAGACAACAAGUGCCAGCCAUGAGGAAGUCAAAGAAUAGGCCAAGAGGGACACUACAGACAAAGCCUAUCCCAUCAGUUAACAAAGAAGCCAUGAGAGAAUGCCUUCUUAAUCAGAUUAUACCAACAAUCAAGGCAAAGUGGCCAGCCAGUGCAAACAAGGAGAUAUACAUCCAACAAGAUAAUGCCAAACCCCACUUGAAAUCCUCUGACUUACAAUUUGAGGCUAUUGCAAAUGAAUUGUUGGCAAAUGUUUGGAGUUCUUUUGAGGAACUCACACCACAAACUGUGAACAAGGUUUUCCUAACAUUGCAAAGCUGUUUAACCAAGAUCCUAGAAGUCCAUGGGGGAAACAACUACAAAAUACCCCACUUGAACAAAGAUAGGUUGAGUAGGCCAGUUGGGCUGCCUACCUCACUUAAGGUUGAAGAGAAUCUGAUUAGGGACGGCUUGGAGUAUCUUCAACUUUCUCAGAAUGAUGUGGGUGGAUCAUAUGAAAUAGAACAUCUAAUCAGUGUGUUGGGAUAG